ACUUUAGUCGUACUUUCACUUUACCGGUGCAGUAUUGGGUCCGGUCUCUUUGUGAACUCGGACCGAUAUAAUGAAUAAACCUGUCCUUGACAAAACACAGGAGAUCGACAGAAAGGAUGCACGUGAAGACCUUAUUGCCUGUAUCAAACCUGGAAAAUAUGUGUCCAUGGGAAUAUUUAUUGCAACAUUUGGUGGUGUAUAUGCAGUACAGCAAACAUAUAUGUACAACACAAAGAGAUUUAUGAAGUACAAGAACCGAAUGUUGCUGCCGCUAGGAACAGCUCUUGUUGCCUCAUACGGCUACUUUAUAAGCGUCUUUCUUAAUUGUAGAAGAGAAGUGAUGAAAGACUAUCCGCAGCUUAUCAAAAAUAAAAAUCAAUCAAAAACAACCAAACCACAAUCAAAUGAAUUUGAUGAUAAUGACGAGACUUCCAACACAUGGAAAGAAUGAGAAUAGAUUUAAAAUCUACAUUCAGACAGUAAUGGUGAGCAUGUGAGCUACACUUUCCAGAUCUUUAGUUGGAUGUGUAAUGUACUUACAAACACUGGUAUCACUAAAUGUACAUAAUUUGUGUGUCUUUAUAUGUACCAGAUUGUAAGAUAAGGAAAUGAAAGACCAAACAGAUUCCAAUAUUUCUACCUCAGUGUUGAUACACUGUUCUCACCUAGGAAAUAAUAUUGAGUAUAUCAGACUUUCUAGACAGUGGAAGUUAAUAACUGCUAGACAACCUGGAUGAUUGAGUGACAUGGUGUAUUGAUCCAGUGUGUAUGUUAUACACUGUUUGUGAUGUAGAAUUAGAUAAACACAAGUGUGAAUACUAUUACAUGUACAUGUGAGGUAUUUUGCCAGCUUGUGCAGAAUUGGUUAAUUAACAUAUUUUAAUUUAAUUUUGCAUUUUUGUUUGAAUAAAAUACUGCUAAAAUUUA
Pecten maximus is the source of this 927-nucleotide messenger RNA. RefSeq lists its product as uncharacterized. The transcript is spliced from 4 exons. Lineage: Eukaryota; Metazoa; Mollusca; Bivalvia; Pectinida; Pectinidae. The record is from RefSeq and is a predicted model, not a curated record. Bases 71 to 451 code for a protein of 126 amino acids.